Molecule: messenger RNA, 1601 nt
Organism: Anguilla anguilla (European eel)
Lineage: Eukaryota; Metazoa; Chordata; Actinopteri; Anguilliformes; Anguillidae
Gene: sec13
Product: SEC13 homolog, nuclear pore and COPII coat complex component
Exons: 9
Coding region: 191-1153 (320 amino acids)
Biological process (GO): positive regulation of TOR signaling; COPII-coated vesicle budding; protein import into nucleus
Cellular component (GO): nuclear pore outer ring; COPII vesicle coat
Molecular function (GO): protein binding; structural molecule activity
Source: RefSeq, a predicted model, not a curated record
CCCGGAACUAAUAGUCGCACGGCAAAGAGGUGGGAGGCGGGUGGAAGAAGAUAGGUUUGCCACGUCGGAAUUAAGGAAAGGUGCUGUCGGAGGCUUACUUAAAAAAAAUCAUAGUAAAGGGAAGAGUUUCUACUGGCUUAUUUCUUAUUCAUUUUUAUAUUUUCUUUAAUCAGCUAUCUCCAGCGGAACUAUGGUUUCAGUCAUCAACACUGUGGACACGUCCCACGAGGACAUGAUCCAUGAUGCUCAGAUGGACUACUAUGGCACAAGACUGGCCACGUGCUCCUCCGACAGGUCCGUAAAGAUCUUCGAUGUGAAGAACGGAGGCCAGAUCCUCGUGGCAGAUCUGAGAGGGCACGAGGGCCCUGUGUGGCAGGUGGCCUGGGCCCACCCCAUGUACGGGAACAUCCUGGCCUCCUGCUCCUACGACCGGAAGGUGAUCAUCUGGAAGGAGGAGAACGGAACCUGGGACAAGAUGUACGAGUACACGGGGCACGACUCCUCAGUGAAUUCUGUGUGCUGGGGGCCAUAUGACUUUGGGCUGAUUCUGGCCUGCGGCAGCUCCGAUGGGGCCAUUUCCCUCCUGACCUUCUCAGGGGACGGACAGUGGGGCGUCAAAAAGAUCAGCAACGCACACACUAUCGGCUGUAACGCGGUGAGUUGGGCGCCGGCGGUGGUCCCUGGCAGUCUCAUAGACCAGCCGUCGGGGCAGAAACCCAACUACAUCAAGAGGUUUGUGUCGGGAGGCUGCGACAACCUGGUCAAGCUGUGGAAGGAGGAGGACGGGCAGUGGAAGGAGGACCAGAAGCUGGAGGCGCACAGCGACUGGGUGCGGGAUGUAGGCUGGGCUCCCUCCAUAGGCCUGCCCACCAGCACUAUCGCCAGCUGCUCGCAGGACGGACGAGUGUUCAUCUGGACGUGCGACGACCCCGCGGGGAACACCUGGACGGCCAAGCUCCUGCACAAGUUCAACGACGUGGUGUGGCACGUCAGCUGGUCCAUCACCGGCAACAUCCUGGCCGUCUCCGGCGGGGACAACAAGGUGACGCUGUGGAAGGAGUCGGUGGACGGCCAGUGGGCCUGCAUCAGCGACGUUAACAAGGGCCAGGGCGCCGUGUCGUCCCUCACGGAGAGCCAGCAGAGCGAGCAGUGAGACCCGAGCAGUCUGGCCUUCCCGGCUGCGUGGCUCCGCCCCCCGGCUGCAGGGCCCCGCCCCCUGUCUGUGAGGCUCCGCCCCCUGGCUGUGAGGCUCCACCCACUGGGGGGCAUCUGUCACUCCUGAUAAGAGCCUGCCCGGGUGUGGCUCCUCGGGUAGCCCCUUUCCGCAAAGACAUUUCUCUCUUUUAUAACGUUGUAUCCCUGUAUGUAUCAGCAGAUUGACCUGGACCAAUCAAAGGCUUUUUUUUGUCUUCAAUUUAGCCUAAAUACCCUCUCCCAAAUGACAGCAUUUCAUGAAAAGCCGAUCUCUUGUAUGUCAGAUGACCCAAGCAAAACAACGAAGUAGAAAUAAAUUAUCUGUGUUAAAAUGUUUUCCUGGUAUUGUUUUAUGACUUCGUAACUGCAAUCAUGGGUUUGAAUAAACUUUGAAUGAAGUAAGAAAA